Messenger RNA from Alligator mississippiensis (American alligator), 2207 nucleotides. RefSeq lists its product as uncharacterized. The transcript has 5 exons. The record is from RefSeq and is a predicted model, not a curated record. NCBI's taxonomy places the organism in Eukaryota, Metazoa, Chordata, Crocodylia, Alligatoridae. Bases 1 to 720 code for a protein of 239 amino acids.
AUGAGUGAGAAACAGCUGGUUACAAGCCCCCGCCGGGACAUUUCUGGGGCGGAGCCAGGCUGGUGGCUCUCCUCCCCGGCCCGGCCCCGCUGCCCGGGCGAGGGGCAGCUCCGAGCAGCCGCGGCUCCGAGGCGCCUCCAGCUCGUCCCCGGGGCCGGCGGGCGGGCGCUUCUCCCGGGGCCGCCGCUGGGUCACGGGCCGCCCGGGCGGGCGAGAAGCCGGGUCCGGGGCCAGGACAGCGCCCCGAGCCCGCCAGGCCCACAGACAGGCCGCGGGCUGGCGCCCCUUGAACCACCAUUCCUGCCUCCAGCCAAGCCACAGCCCCGGCUCCUCCCCCGGAAGCAGCGGAGCCGGGAUACGGGCCAAUGGCGGGGCUGGACGAGGAGGGCGAGGUCCGAAUCUUCUGCGAAACAAGCCGGCUGUCGCGCAGCUGGGCCGUGGGGGACGCGCAGGCGCUGCAGAGCUGUGAGCUGUUGCCGGGGCCCCGCGGGCGAGGAGCGUCCCGAAGGGAAUUUCCCUGGAAAAGGGGGGGCAAAAUAUGACCUGCGCUUACCUAAAUAUGUGUGCUGCGGUUCCUGGAGACUGCAUGUCUUUGAGACAUUGGAUCUGUGUCAAGAAAUCCACUUGAGCUUUCCCAGUCAGCAGAGCACAGCUUGUUCAAGUGCCAAAGGAAACCUCCCCAACCUAUGCAAAUUGUUACGUAGCUGCAUGGCCAUCUAGACUUGCUGUUUCGGUGGCACUGGAGUGGCCAAGGGAUUUCCAACUGGCACAGCCCUGUCACCUUUAACAUUGCUUAGGUUUAGAGGAAAGCAAACUGUAAAUUGGCAAUCUUAAUUCCUUGCUUUGGCUGCGUACCAAAUCACCUUCAGAAACCCCUGCCACACUGCUUGGAGAGGUUAACUUUUAAUAGUUAGAGUACAACAGGACUGAUACAUUUCCACGAUAACCAAACGGAGCUAAUCUGUAAAAAUAUGCAAAAUAUGCUCGUUCUCACACACAAGAAUUUCUAGAGUUUUCAUAUCUGAAACGUUAUUCUGGACACUGAAACAAUAGAAAAGUUAAGGUAGCAAGGCUCUGUGGUGAUGGUGAGGAUCUGUGGGAACUGUUUCCUUUUUCUUAUCAAACAAUUUCAUUUUAUUCAAUUUGUGAUUUCUUGUCUUUAGCAAUGGGCCACUACUUCAGAAGCAUUAGUAAUGAUGCUGGUGCAGAAAGGUGGGAAGAAACCAAACAGAGAACUCCCAACUUUGCUUUCUGUUCCAUGGGCUUCAGCUGUAUUCUGGACUGUUAAAUGUCCGACUUGAACACUUUUUAAUAUUUGGAAAAAGACUUGUUUCACAUGUUGUGGAAAACCACCGAUUUUAGAUUAAGAGAAUUUUUAAGAUUUGUUAUAUAUAUAUUUUUUAAAGUGUAAACCUCGAUGUUCCUAUUUUUAUGUUAAUGUUCUGUACUUUUUAUGGUGAAUGGCCAAAGUGGAUGUUUUGUGCUUUGAUUUAUCUGUUUUCUAUGUUAGAUUUGUUUCUCCUGCAAGAAACUCAAAACUACUAAAAAGUUCCCCACUUCAUGCCUGUUUUUGCUGCUAAAGACAAGUCUGAGGCCCAGCAGUAUCCUCCCUGGGAGGACACCUUUCUUGGUAACACAGGAACAAUCUUAGCAAUGGUCCACAUCACUACAUCAGAAGCAUUAAUGAUGAUGCCAGUACAGAACAGUGGGAAGAAACCAAAUGGAGAACUCCCAACUUUGCUUUCUGUUCCAUGGGCUUCAGCUGUAUUCUGGACUGUUACAUGUCAGACUUGAACACUUUAAUACCUGGAAAAAGACUUGCUUCACAUGUUGAAAAGCAUCUAUUUUAGAUAAAAAGUAAGAUUUGUUUUGUUUUAAAAAGUGUAAACCUUGAUGUUCCUAUGUUUAUGUUAAUGUUUUGUACUUUUUAUGUUAAAGGCCCAAGGUGGCUGUUUUGUGCUUUGUUUAUUUUCUGUUUUCUAGAUGUUAGAUUUGUUUCUCCUGCCAGGAACUCGAAGCUACUAAAAUGUUCCCCACUUAAUGACUGUUUUUGCUGCUAAAGACAAGUCUGAGACUCAGUAGCAUAAUCCCUGGGAGGACUCCUUUCUUGGUAACACAGAAACAACCUUGUUAUGAAGCAGUAAUGCUUAUGCCAGGGUGAGGACAGAAGUUGAAAUAAAAAAAAAAAGUUUUAUUAUUUCAGCACA